AUGGUUGCCAUUAGUUCAUUAAUAAGUUCAAUAACAAUUUGUUUUGGCCUACCUGUAUUUAUUUGUGGUACUCUAGGAAAUUUACUUAAUAUUCGUCUAUUUUGGAGAACUAGGCAUAAUCCAUGUGCAUUUAUACUUAUGUUUCUAUCAUUGAUUAAUUGUAUUGUUUUAUUUUAUGGUUUAUUUGCAAGAAUAUUAAGUGUUGGUUUUCAACUUGAUUGGUCAACUUCAAAUCGUAUUUGGUGUAAAACUCGUGCUGCUUUAACUCCUGCAAGUUUUCUCAUUUCAUUAACAUCUAUUUGCUUAGCAAGUAUUGAUCGAUUUCUUGUUAGUUGUCGUCAAGAAAAAUACAGAAAAUUGAGUCAAUUAUCGUCAGCAAUAUGGGCAACUAUUCUGAUAAGUAUAUUUUGGUUUUCUCAUUUUGUUCCUUAUUUAGUAUAUACUGAAAUAUUACAAAAUCCAAUUACAGGUGUAAUAUCUUGUGUACUUAAUCAAAAUGAAGCUUUUGCUAACUAUCUAAUAUAUUUUGCAUUUCCUGUUUAUUAUGGUUUAUUACCUAGUACAAUACUUAUUAUAACAGGUAUAAUGACAUAUAGAAAUACAACUAAAUUACAACUAGGUCGUCAACGACAAUUAAUUCAAAGGCAAUUAACAUCAAUGAUGCUUAUAUUAAUUCCAAUAAUACUUUUUUCAACAUUGCCAUAUGUAGUAGUUACAGAAUAUAUAAUAUUGACUGCAACAAUAACAAAAUCUGCUGAUCGAAGAGCUGCUGAACUAUUGAUUACAAAUAUUGUUACAAAUAUAUGUUAUAUAACAUUUGCAUGUCCAUUUUUUGCUUUUUUAGUUUCAUCAAGAUCAUUCAGAAAAGAAGCAAAAAUGUUAUUUUUAUGUAGAAAAACACCUUCGUGGAGAACUAAUCAAAUCGAACCGUAUCCUACAAGUAAUAUCAGACAUAUAUAA
Rotaria sp. Silwood1 is the source of this 960-nucleotide messenger RNA. Lineage: Eukaryota; Metazoa; Rotifera; Eurotatoria; Philodinida; Philodinidae. The record is from the annotation of a GenBank genome assembly.